Molecule: messenger RNA, 513 nt
Organism: Drosophila ficusphila
Lineage: Eukaryota; Metazoa; Arthropoda; Insecta; Diptera; Drosophilidae
Exons: 1
Coding region: 285-473 (62 amino acids)
Source: RefSeq, a predicted model, not a curated record
CCAGCCAUACGGUAGUCACUGCUCAUCUGAAGCGAAAGCCAAUCGGUCGUGCUUUUCCCACACGCGCAGCUGCUUAAUUUGGAUCGUAUCUUACUUGUUUGUUUGCGCUAUAAGUCCCCCGCCCACCCGCGAUCGACCGCUCCACCCCCCGACCGUUCGUCGCGAACAAAGAGUGGAAAAUUUCCGUAUCAGCUAAAUAAGAAACGAACCCUUUGGCCGUUUUAUCGGGUCCGUAACGCUACGGCCCUUCGAAUAACCGGAUCUCUUGGUUAUCCCCCACUUGGAUGGGUGUGAGGCGUAGUAUGCCAGUGAACUGUGCCAACAAGGACUGCCUGGGUCUCCGCAAGCGUGUCUGUGGUCUGCACCAAACCUGGAAGUGGCUCCAUCAGACGCCCGCCCUCCACGAAUACCUGAUCUCGGCCAGCUCGGUGGCUGCAAACACAUCCAGAGCCAGCCAGACCACCAGGGUCUAAAGUCCAGAGCGACCAAAGCCAUCCGAAACCAAAACGAAUA